CAUCACUGCUGGGCACUGACUGGUGGCACUGACUGGCACAACCGCUGGGCACUGACUGGUGGCACUGACUGGCAGCACUGGUGGGCAGCACUGGUGGGUGGCACUGGUGGGCAGCACUGGUGGGUGGGGCACAAGUGUGUGGCACUGGUGAGCACAGGUGGGUGGGCACAGGUGGGUGGCACUGCUGGGCACAGGUAGGUGGCACUUCUGGGCACAGGUAGAGUGGCACAGGUGGGUGCACUGCUGGGCACAGGUGGGCGGAGCUAGUGGGCACACUGCUGGGCACAGGUGGGCGGAACUUGCGGGUGGCACUGCUG
This is a messenger RNA of Staurois parvus, 317 nucleotides long. NCBI's taxonomy places the organism in Eukaryota, Metazoa, Chordata, Amphibia, Anura, Ranidae. The record is from the annotation of a GenBank genome assembly.